This is a messenger RNA of Scophthalmus maximus (turbot), 5230 nucleotides long. It is a transcript of the gene st6gal1, whose product is annotated as ST6 beta-galactosamide alpha-2,6-sialyltranferase 1. Gene Ontology annotation, molecular function: sialyltransferase activity. The record is from RefSeq and is a predicted model, not a curated record. The coding region runs from base 338 to 1816 and encodes 492 amino acids. Lineage: Eukaryota; Metazoa; Chordata; Actinopteri; Pleuronectiformes; Scophthalmidae. The transcript is spliced from 9 exons.
CGCUUUCCUCCUCCUGCCGCUGGCUGCUGCUGCUGCAGCCCCGUGCAGACAGAAGAAAGACCCGCAGCUCGUUUUUACAGUUUGCACUUCUCCAAAUGUCGACGGACACCGGACCGGCGGCCUCGGACCGGACGGACGGACGCAUGCACAGCGGGACGGCGGCGCACCGGGAACAUGGCGGCGGGAGCGACGACGAGCUGCUCGGUGUCGUAGCGACCGCGAACCACAGGAACGACGCAGCUGACGAGGCGAUGAGGGAGAACCUGAAGGCAGCAUCCGGUUUCUAAGCAACAACAACAAAAACAUCAACAGCAGCGCACAAGACCAUACACACACCAUGGGCUACAAGAUCCCCGGGGCGGCGAUGGACCGCGUCAGCCUGCUGUGGCGCCUGAGGCGUCGGGCUCGCCGCGGAGCGCUCUGCAUGGCCUUCUUCUGCGUCUCCAUGGCUCUGCUCUACGCCAUCUGCGCCGAGAACAGCGUGCCCGUCACCGACGCCAUCUUUGGGGUGCGGGCGCGAACCCGGGCGCAGCCUCGCACGCACUCUGUCGUCAAGGUGCUGCGAGGCGGAGCCAAGCCCGUGGUCGACCCUCAGAAGCUCCCGGGCGUCGUCCCGGGUGACCCUCGUCGUCCAAUCCCUGUCCUCUCCUCUCCCAACCACACCCACGCGGCCGGGGCCGCGGCGUCGAAGCGGAAGUCGCGGGAGCCCUCUGGCUUUUUCGCCCACCUGCUGCCGCGCCCCUUCACGCGCGCCCUGGAAACCCUGUUCGGAGGCCGGCGCAGGGGGGAGCUGAGCGGCAGAGGUGGGGAGGCGGAGUUCUUCGGGCCCCACGGGCUCCUGGGCGAAGUGUGGGACGACGAGAUGUCCAGCAGCAUGCUGGGAAGCCGACUGAGGAAGGUGGUGCAGAACUAUCAGGCGAUGAACAAGUAUGGCGUGGAGGUUUCGGGCCCCGGCGGCGUCUCCAGCAGACCGAAGCUGCGAGGCCCCGAGCUCCUCUGCCAGCUGAAGAACAAGGCAGAGGUGGCGACCCUGACCUCUGACCUGCUGCCCUUCUCCUCGCUGCCCUGGGCCGCCCAGCUGCCGUCGAAGCCCCUGACCUCGGACCUCGGGCCAUACAGGAGCUGCGCCGUGGUUUCGUCGGCGGGGUCACUCCGCUACUCCGGACUCGGCAAAGAGAUCGACUCCCAUGAUGCCGUGUUGCGCUUCAACGCCGCACCAACCAGCGGCUUCGAGAAAGACGUCGGCUCCAAAACCACCAUCCGCCUCAUUAACUCACAGGUGAUGGCGUCUGACGACCAUCGCUUCCUGUCCAGCUCUCUGUACAGCUCAGGAGCUCUGGUGGCCUGGGACCCCGCCCCCUUCUCCGCUGACCUCACUCAGUGGUACAACAGGACAGACUACCCCAUCUUCGUCCAGUACCAGAGGUACCGGCGUCUCCAUCCUCUGCAGCCGUUCUACAUCCUGCAUCCUCUGUUCGAGUGGCAACUGUGGCAGAGGAUCCAGGACAACAUGGCCGAGCCCAUCCAGAAGAACCCGCCCUCGUCCGGCUUCCUCGGCACCGUCCUGAUGAUGUCGCUGUGCGAGGUGGUGCACGUCUACGAGUUCCUGCCGUCGCGCCGGAAGACGGAGCUCUGCCACUACUACCAGCGCUUCUACGACGCCGCCUGCACGCUCGGCGCCUACCACCCGCUGCUGUACGAGAAGAACCUGGUGAAGCGCAUGAACCAGGGCUCCGACCGCGACAUCUACACGCAUGGACGUGUCACGCUGCCGGGCUUCGGCAGGAUGAACUGCAGCCGGGCCGCGGACCACUGAGACUGAGAACACACACACACACACACACGCACACACACACGCACACACACACUGUGAAGCAGAACCCUGCAUGAAGAACGAGGACAGACGCAUGAAAACCUCAAACUCGCUGCAGAACAAAAUAAACGUUGUCACUAUAAAUAUCACACACACACAUAAACACACACACACACACACACACACACACACACACACACACAUUCCCACAACGCUGUUAACCCAUGAACCUAAACUCCACCCACUAAAGGACCAUACCGCUGUUUUUGAAGGUUUUAGUCAACGAACCACAAACUGCAGCGUUUGGAGCUUUUUGUCUCCCCCCUCUGGCAGAGCGAGGAAUAACAACACAAGCAGCAGCUUCCCGACAAGGAGGAGGAAGAAGAAGAAGAAGAAGAAGCCACAUCGCUCCGUCGUUUCAGUUUCUUCAGCUCUGACAAACCGGUCAUGAUGUAAAGAGCAUCGCUGCCGUUACGUCACGAUCGACAUUUGUUUAUCUGUUAGAAAUAAAUGUCCGGCACACGUUUCAAUUCUAAAACCAAUUUAUGGUUUAUUGACUGAAACAUGCUAAAGGAAUAGUAUGGUCCUUAAUCCUGAUUCUAAUCUCAACUGAAGUCUGGAUCUGAAUCCUGAAGAAGUGAGAUUUGCACAAAGGAAACUUAAUUCAUCAAAAACAUCUCCGCACUCUUGACCUGUACAGAGAAAUGUGAAAUGUGUGUAUAUACGCUGUAACAUGUGUAUCCGACCUCCCUUCCAAGGUUUCCUCUGGAUGUUCAGUUUGAGAAGCUGUGGAGAGAUUUUGUUCCGCUCUUCGUUCGACGGUAUAGAAUCCGACAGAGACGCUGCUGGUGUCGUUUGUUUUUAUUGGCUUCUCUCUAACGUCCGAUCGCACUGAGGACCAAUCAGGUUUGUGUUUUAGUUUGUAAAACGAUGACGACGCCCACGUUCCCUGCUCUGAUUGGUUGUCAUCGGUCACAACUCGACGACCAGCCUGUCUGUAACACACCAGCGCUGUUCCUCCUUCAGAGGGUUUCCCAUGUUACUAAGCAACCGACUGCAGAAGGAGACAAGCUACUUCCUGUUUACGCCACGUGACCGGUGUCCGUCAACGGUCAUGUGAUGUGAUGUUUCCAGGUUUUGUCGCGCUGCGUUCCUUCACACCUCCCAACUCUCCGGAAGUCGGCUUUGGGGAUUUUCCCCCCGAUCCACUCGGAGGUCAUGAUUCCGAGUUCCGAGGUGUGAAGGAAUUUGGAGCUGAAACACUCGUCUGGGCGCAGAAGUCUAUUUCGAUGCGACGAGCUGGAGUCGGACCAAUCAGAGCAAAGUCUCCAACAACUUGACUUUAGUUUUUCUAAAGAUUUCAGGGUUGUUUCUUUUCUUUAAACCCGAAUUGUUUAUUCAGGAGAACGUUUUCUCCCUGUGCAGUUUCACGUCUCUUCCUUUUCAUCUCAGCUCGUGACGUUCGAUUCCUUUUGUCCUCGGCUGUUAACCGUGGUUCCACGUGGUUCGUGUUUAUUCCCUCUCCCAGUGGCGCUGAGCACGUUCACUGGAAACCUAUUGAUUUUCUUUGUGUUGCUGUUGUUGUUUUUGUUCAGGACGUGAACUCAGCACCUCCUCCUCCUGCGUUAAUGCCUGUGUUCAGUUGUCCUUGAAUUGAAUCUUAAACUGAAGUGUAAGUGCCAAAUGUUCAUGCUGCCAGUUCCCGAGUAUUAUAUUGAAUGUUAUUAGGUCACUUAAGUGUAAAACCUGUGUUUGUUUCAUACGACCUCGGGGCCAGGAUCCCCCGAAGCGAGGGGUGGGGUUAGACAUGUCCCCCUCGACUUUUUUAAAAUCAUCACUUUUAGAUUUCUACAUUUUAAUUUACUACCUAAAAGGUCAAGGUACGUCAUCACAAGCUGCAGCGAGGGUUUUGCUGUUUGUUUGUUGUUAUUCAUUUAUUUUUAUUCAUUUCUUUUGCCCCAGAUGUUGCCUCUCAGGCAACAAGCUGCCCUUUCUUCUCAUUGGACGAAGCCUGCAGACAAACAUCGGGGGUGAAGAUUGUCUUACAAGGCUCCUAAGCAGUAUGGAAAAGUCUGGAAUUCUAUUUUUGUUUCCAGACAUGAAAGAUUUUUAGAAUAUUACAAUUCGUCUCAAUCAAUCUCUCGUCUAUUGAAACAUUUUCCCACGGUCAGUGAUAAACGUUGCCAUAGCAACACACUGUCUGUACCUGCCACCGUCACGACUGUAUCUACAGAGUCGUGGUUCACAUGACGACAGGCGGAAGAAAAAGUUCCUCUCAACCGGACAUUAUUUAGAUGAUCCUGGUGACUUUGUACUGUUGAUGAUAAAAUACACAUUUACCCAAAAUUACAGAUUUUAAAUAUCAAUACUUUCAUAUGAGAUUCAGUCCUGGAACACGUAAUGUCAGAAUUGGAAGUAUCAAUAUUUCAAUAUCAAUCCACACAUGCAACAUCACAAUCAGCUUUCUGGAGAAACUGUGACUUACGCAGUCAGAAUGUUAAUAUGUAAACUAUUUUAAAAUGAUUUAUUUACAUAAUAAUAUUUACUUAACAAACAUCUAGCUAUUUGUACUUGGAUGUCAAAUACGGUCUGAAAAAUCUACAGAGAAGAAGUAAGGUUGAGUCUGGAAAAAGUCUGGAAAUGGAAAAUGUGUAGGAAGGAACCCUGGUUACACUCUCGGCAUUUCUCGGUUAAAAAGAAAAAAACAAGAUAACAAUUUUCCAUCAGUGGAAGAUCAAUCAGAGAUAACGCAGUAAAAGACAGAGAUCUUUGUAUCAUAAUAAAAAUAACAUAGGAACAUUUAUCCAAAGUCAUCAGGUCUCUCAAGGAAAUGAUGGGCGACAAAAUGAUGUUAUGUAUAACACAAUUAAUGUGGCUGUAAUUGGUAUUUGGCAGUACAAUUACUUUUAUAUCAAUGUACUAAUUUUAUUUGGUUUUCUUGUGUUUUUAUGUGGAUGUGAUCUGACGGAUCACAUCCACAUCGUAGUGUCAGAGGAAGAAUCUUUAUUUCACCAGAUCAACAUCAUCGAGUUUCACCGUCACAGGACUCUGUGUGUGUUUAAUCCUGCAUGUAUCAAAGUUCCAAAAAAGGGUUAGGUCACAUCAGACACCUGCUUCUGAUGGACACGUUAUUGUUAUAAUAAUAAUAAUAAUUAUUAUUAUUAUUAUUAUUAUUAUGAGUAUUGUUGUUUCAGUCAUUCAUUUGUUUUGAAGCAAGACGAAGAGAAACAAGCGUCUGGAAGGAAACAUACAUGACAUUUAAAACUGUCGAUCUAUAAAGAGCAGACAACGACAAAAAGGCUCCAGAAAAAUCAUUAUCCCCAAAAAAUUUGCUGAUGCAACGGAAAAGAAGACAAAGUAAAAUUCCCUUUUGAUCUAUGCAUGUUGUAAUCAAAUGAAAAACAUUUUUAACAACAA